Messenger RNA from Hirundo rustica (Barn swallow), 2815 nucleotides. RefSeq names its product solute carrier family 27 member 3 (gene SLC27A3). Lineage: Eukaryota; Metazoa; Chordata; Aves; Passeriformes; Hirundinidae. Gene Ontology annotation, cellular component: endoplasmic reticulum. The record is from RefSeq and is a predicted model, not a curated record. The transcript has 10 exons. Bases 1 to 1953 code for a protein of 650 amino acids. Gene Ontology annotation, molecular function: long-chain fatty acid-CoA ligase activity; long-chain fatty acid transmembrane transporter activity.
AUGGCGCUGGCGGCGGCGCUGGGGGCUCUGGGGGUCCUGGGGGUGCUCCUGGGGGCUCCGCUGGGCGCGGGGGCUCUGGGGGUCCUGGGGGGGCUCCUGGGGGGUCCGCUGGGCGCGGGGGCUCUGGGGGCGCUGGGGGCGCUGCUGGCGCUGCAGCGGCGGCUGCGGCCGCACCUCUGGGCCGAUCUGGCGUUCGCUCUGCGGGCGCUGCGGGUCCGGCGGCGGGCGCGGGGCGGCCCCGGGGGCUCGGUUCUCUCCCGGUUCCUGCGGGCGGCCCGGGCGGCGCCGGCGCGGCCGUUCCUGCGGAGCCGGGCGGGCUCGGAGCCGCUGGGGCGGGCGGCCCGGAACGUGGCCAGGGUGGCGAACGCGCUGCGGGCUCUGCGGGCCCCGCCGAGGCCCGGGGAUACCGUGGGGCUGCUGGUGGGCAACGAGCCCCGCUUCGUGUGGGGCUGGUUCGGGCUGGCGGCGCUCGGGGCCCGCCCGGCCUUCCUGGGCACGGCGCUGCGCCCCGCGGGGCUCCGGCACUGCCUGAGAGGCUGCGGGGCGCGGGCGGUGCUGGUGGCGGACGAGCUGUUCGGGUCGGUGGAGCCGCUGCUGCCCAGCCUGCGGGAGGACGGCGUGGCCGUGUGGGUGCUGGGAGCGGGGCCGUACCCGCCCGGCGUCGUGGCGCUGCAGGAGCUGCUGGACGCGGCCUCCGAGGAGCUGGAGCCCGAGGACGUGUGGGAGCCCGAGGACAUGAACGACACCUGCCUCUACAUCUUCACCUCGGGCACCACCGGCCUCCCCAAAGCCGCCCGCGUCUCCCACCUCAAGGCCGUCAUGUGCCUGAGCUUCUACGAGCUGGUGGGAGCCUCCAGCCGCGACGUCGUGUACCUGGCGCUGCCCCUCUACCACAUGGCCGGCUCCCUCCUGGGCGUCGUCGGCUGCCUCGGCAUCGGAGCCACGUGCGUGCUGAAGGAGAAGUUCUCAGCCAGCCAGUUCUGGGACGAUUGCCGCGCCGAGGGCGUCACCGUCUUCCAGUACAUCGGGGAGCUGUGCCGGUACCUGGUGAACCAGCCCCAGCGCCCCGGGGAGCGGCAGCACGGGCUGAGGCUGGCGGUGGGCAGCGGCCUCCGCCCCGACGUGUGGCGGAGCUUCCAGCAGCGCUUCGGGCCCGUGCGCAUCGUGGAGACCUACGGCAUGAGCGAGGGCAACGUCACCCUCUUCAACUACACCGGCACCCCGGGCGCCGUGGGGCGCUGCAGCUUCAUCUACAAGCUCUUCUCGCCCUUCGAGGUCGUUCGUUACGACGUCGCGGCCGGAGCUCCGGAACGGGACGAGGCCGGGCGCUGCAUCCGAGCCCGGACCGGUGAGACGGGGCUGCUGAUCGCGCCGGUGACACCGCGGACGCCGUUCCUGGGCUACGCCGGCAGCCGGGAGCUGUCGGAGCAGAAGCUGCUCCGCGGGGUCUUCGCCGAGGGCGACGAAUUCUUCAACACCGGGGACCUGGUGGAGCAGGACGAGGAGCAGUUCGUGCGCUUCCGGGACCGCACCGGGGACACCUUCAGGUGGAAAGGCGAGAACGUGGCCACCACCGAAGUGGCCGAGGCGCUGCUGGCCCACGAGUCCCUGCAGGAAGCCACCGUUUACGGCGUCACCGUGCCAGGCCACGAGGGCCGUGCCGGGAUGGCCGCGCUGGUUCUGCGCCCCGGCCGCUCCCUGGACGGGCCCGGCCUCUACCGGCACCUGGAGCAGCUUCUGCCUCCCUACGCCCGGCCCCGCUUCCUCCGCCUGCAGGAGCGGCUGGAGAUGACGGAGACGUUCAAGCAGCAGAAGGUGCGGCUGGCCCGCGACGGCUGCGACCCCGCGCUGGUGGCGGAGCCGCUGCUGGUGCUGGACGAGGCCGCCCGCGAUUUCGUCCCGCUGGACCCCGAGCGGUGGGAGCGGCUCCGGGACGGGCGGAUCCGCCUCUGAGCCGAGCUGUGCCCCCGGAGAACCCCACGCGUGUCCCGGAGAUCCCCGGCUGUGUCCUGGGGGCGUCCCCCGGGUCCCUCCUGCCGCCCCUGAGCACCACGAAUCCUUCCCGGGGGUCCCAAAUCCAUCCCAGGGUCCUCAAAUCCAUCCCGGGGAUCCCUGUGUCCAUCCCGGGGUCCCCAAAUCCAUCCUGUGGGUCCCCAAAUCUGUCCCAGGAUCCCCAGAUCCAUCCCAGGGGUCCCAAAUCCAUCCCAGGAUCCCCAAAUCCAUCCCAGGGGUCCCCAAAUCCAUCCCAGGGCCCCCAAAUCCAUCCCGGGGAUCCCUGUGUCCAUCCCGGGGUCCCCAGAUACAACCUGGGAUCCCCAAAUCCAUCCCAGGGUCCCCAAAUCCAUCCUGUGGGUCCCCAAAUCCAUCCCAGGGGUCCCCAAAUCCAUCCCAGGGGUCCCAAAUCCAUCCCAGGGGUCCCAAAUCCAUCCCAGGAUCCCCAAAUCCGUCCCGGGGUCCCCAAAUCCAUCCCAGGGGUCCCAAAUCCAUCCCAGGGGUCCCAAAUCCAUCCCAGGAUCCCCAAAUCUGUCCCAGGGUUCCCCAAAUCCAUCCCAGGGUUCCCCAAAUCCGUCCCGGGGUUCCCCAAAUCCGUCCCGGGGUCCCCAAAUCCAUCCCAGGAUCCCCAAAUCCAUCCCAGGAUCCCCAAAUCCAUCCCAGGAUCCCCAAAUCCGUCCCGGGGGUCCCCAGCUCCAUCCCUGUCCCUCCCCUGUCCCCCCAAAGCCGCCGGUGCCUCCCCCCCGCCCCGGGGGCUCUUUGUACACGAAAUUUCCCCAUUUUGGGGUCUUUUUUUGGCAAAUAAAACUCUUUUUGUAGCAAA